Messenger RNA from Megalops cyprinoides (Indo-Pacific tarpon), 780 nucleotides. It is a transcript of the gene foxq2, whose product is annotated as forkhead box Q2. Bases 1 to 780 code for a protein of 259 amino acids. Lineage: Eukaryota; Metazoa; Chordata; Actinopteri; Elopiformes; Megalopidae. The record is from RefSeq and is a predicted model, not a curated record. Gene Ontology annotation, biological process: cell differentiation; regulation of transcription by RNA polymerase II; anatomical structure morphogenesis. The transcript has 2 exons. Gene Ontology annotation, molecular function: RNA polymerase II cis-regulatory region sequence-specific DNA binding; DNA-binding transcription factor activity, RNA polymerase II-specific.
AUGGAUGUCACAGACAGCAGCAGUGGCAGAGAACGUUUGGGAAUACGCUUUACGAUCGACUACCUGUUGUUCAACAAGGGGAGCAGCACUUUGAGAGAGGAUCACGAGGCACAGAGCCCCACAGCUGAUCCAAUGCCCCAUUGCAUAAAGGGUGAGCAAAGGCAGGGCACCCUGUCAGACAGGGACAGCCCGGAGCUGCACGGCCAGGAGAAAGAGGCCGAGGGAUCAGAGGAGGAGCAUGAAGAAGAGCCAGGGAAAGGAGAGGGAAGAGAGGGGGACAGCAGCUCAGAAAACCCCCAGGAUAAGCCAACCCAGUCCUACAUUGCCCUCAUUUCAAUGGCAAUCCUGGCCUCUGAGGAGAAGAAGCUCUUGUUGUGUGAUAUCUACCAGUGGAUCAUGGAUCAUUACCCAUACUUCAAGAGUAAGGACAAGAACUGGAGGAACAGUGUGCGCCACAACCUGUCCUUGAACGAGUGCUUUGUCAAAGCCGGCCGCAGUGACAACGGCAAGGGCCACUUCUGGGCCAUUCACCCUGCGAACAUCCAAGACUUUUCUAAAGGGGACUACCAGCGCCGCCGCGCCCGCCGAAGGAUCCGCAGAGCGGCGGGACAGCUUCCGUACUCGCUGCCUCCUCUGCACCACCCCAUCCACCGCCUGCGGAGUGCACCGUUCUGGGGCUUCCCGCCAGACCACCGCCUCCCCUGCAUCCCAGCCAGGAUGUGGUGGAACUGGGCCUCGCUGCCCGCUGCGCACACCCCACCCUUCCUCUCUAUUCUCUAG